CACAUAUAUAGAUAUAGAGCUAGCUGGCAUGGCUUAUUUAUCCGUUCGUGGAGGUUGGUCAGCUAUGUCGGUGGGGCUAAUUGUCUUCUGCAUCUUUGUUCUCCCCAACAUCGCCGGUUGUGUUUCUGCUUCACCUGCUCGGCGGACCCAUCUCCAGACUAAUCUUCUCGCAAAUGGACUUGCUAAAACUCCUCCCAUGGGAUGGAACAGUUGGAACCACUUUGGCUGUCAGAUUGAGGAGAAAUUAAUUAGGCAAACAGCGGAUGCAAUGGUUUCAACUGGACUCGCCGCAAUAGGAUACGAGUACAUAAAUCUAGAUGAUUGCUGGGCUGAAUCUAAUAGAGACUCUGUGGGAAAUUUGGUGCCUAAAGCUUCAACAUUUCCAUCCGGAAUCAAGGCUUUGGCAGAUUAUGUCCAUAGCAAAGGGUUGAAGCUUGGAAUUUACUCUGAUGCUGGAAACCAAACUUGUGCUAAAGCUAUGCCCGGAUCACUAGGCUAUGAGGAACAAGAUGCAAAAACUUUUGCCACCUGGGGUAUUGACUAUUUGAAGUAUGAUAAUUGUAACACUGAUGGCACAAGUCCAAAGGAAAGGUAUCCAAAAAUGAGCAAAGCUUUAAUGAAUUCCGGAAGAUCCAUCUUCUUUUCCCUUUGUGAAUGGGGACGAGAAGACCCAGCAACUUGGGCUCCAGGUAUCGGAAAUAGCUGGAGAACAACCGGUGAUAUCAGAGAUAACUGGAAUAGCAUGAUAUCUCGUGCGGAUAAAAACGACAAAUGGGCAUCUUAUGCUGCACCUGGUGGAUGGAAUGAUCCAGAUAUGCUUGAAGUUGGAAAUGGUGGAAUGACAACAGAGGAGUAUCGUGCACACUUUAGCAUAUGGGCAUUAGUUAAGGCUCCAUUAUUGAUUGGGUGCGACGUUAGAGCAAUGGAUGAUGUGACAUUCGAGUUGCUAAGCAACGAGGAAGUUAUUGCCGUUAAUCAAGAUAAACUUGGAGCUCAAGGAAAAAAAGUUAAAAAAGAUGGUGAUCUUGAGGUUUGGGCAGGUCCUCUCAGUAAUAAGAAGGUAGCAGUAGUUCUUUGGAACAAAGGCCCAUCAAAAGCUACAGUUACUGCUUAUUGGUCUGAUAUAAGCCUCGAAUCAACAACCGUUGUUAGUGCACGAGAUUUGUGGGCGCAUUCAACGCAAUCAGCUGUGCAGGGACAACUCUCUGUUGUUCUUGAGUCCCAUGCUUGUCAAAUGUAUGUCCUAACUCCCCAGUGAAGGGAAGGCUUCAAAUUCGGUAUAACCAAACAAUAUUUUUAAUUUCUAUUGUUCCAAUUAUCUUUGUUUAAAUAAAAGUAAGUGACUAAAAGUAAGACCCGAACAAGGGUAUUGUUGCUUAUUAAA
Molecule: messenger RNA, 1384 nt
Organism: Juglans regia (Persian walnut)
Lineage: Eukaryota; Viridiplantae; Streptophyta; Magnoliopsida; Fagales; Juglandaceae
Product: alpha-galactosidase-like
Exons: 15
Coding region: 29-1258 (409 amino acids)
Biological process (GO): carbohydrate metabolic process
Molecular function (GO): hydrolase activity, hydrolyzing O-glycosyl compounds
Source: RefSeq, a predicted model, not a curated record